Molecule: messenger RNA, 1519 nt
Organism: Caenorhabditis sp. 36 PRJEB53466
Lineage: Eukaryota; Metazoa; Nematoda; Chromadorea; Rhabditida; Rhabditidae
Source: the annotation of a GenBank genome assembly
AUGCCCCGUUCGUUCAGCAAAAACGAAGACGAAGAGAUGCUCGAGUUUGUGGCCGAAAAAGUGAAACACUACGAUGUUCGGCUGCCGCUCGAGCCGAUGUGGCUGCAGUACAAGAAGCUCGUCGUCUCGUCGCGCACCGUCGAAAGCUUGACGAACCGGUGGACGAGAGACUUCAAAAGUACUGAAACCAGUCUGAAAUUUCCAGAUUCCGGCACAAACUGGCUCCCCGAAUUCACGCGGUCGACGAGUACGACGUGGAGACGCGAGUUCGAAUGCUCUUUUGCACGACGACGCCGGUCGACGAGCACUUUUUGGAGUUUUUGAAAGAAGUGGCACGCAUCGUCGAGGUGGACGAGAACGGGUGCAUCACGAAGUACAUGCACGACGGACUGGAUCUCCGCGCGCAGUCGGAUCAGCAGAUUUCUGGGCUAGAGACUGAGAAAAGACGGUCGAGGUGGGCGUCUACGUCUCUCAAUCGCAACAUUUCGUUUCAGCGGUGCCCCGUCUCCGUAUACGGAGGAAGAAGACGCUAAUCUUCUGAAGCUGAUCGUCGAGAUGGCGUCGGACGGCCAGAAAAUCGUGCAUAGUCGUCUGUGUGCCGAGUACCGAAAACGAUUUGGAAUUGCGAGAAGCGAGGCCAGCGUGCGGAAUAGGUACACAAUUCGGUGGAGCACAUUUGCUGACCUAUAAAACUCUGCAGAUACCAUCGUCAUUUGUGUCCCAACCUCUACCAGCGGGACGAUAUCGAUACUGAGACGAAACUGCGAGUGAUGUUCGCAUUGAGCCGGCCGGUCGACGCCGUAUCGCUGAGCAUUCUGCGCGAGCACGCGACGGUGACGGUCGACCGGAAUGGGGUGGUUCAGAGUUUCGAAGUGGACGGAAGCAGGGUGACGCAACGGGGUAUGUUGAAAAUUAACAUUGAGCUGGCACAAUGCCAGCAGACGCGUUUGCAGCCAAGUUCAAUUCUGCGAGUGAAACGAAAAAGGGGAAGAGAAGAGGCUCUUUAAACGGCGUCAGAUUUUCCGCAGAAGAGGACACGGAUCUUCUGGAGUAUUUGGUUGAAAAGGUGCGGGAACCGCGGGAGCCGAUUUAUGUGAAGGCGUUGUGGGAAGAGUACGUGGCAAGCGGACGGACGAACCGAUCCAGGGAAUCUGUUACCAAACGGUUCGGAAAAUUUGCACAAUAACCUCAAAUUCAUCUCGUUUCGGUUUCCAGAUUCUGCGUGUUUCUGAGAGCGAGAAUAGUGACGACGGAAGCGUUCGAUUUGGACACCAAAAUGGCCAUUUUGAGUGUCACCGAUUCGUUGACCGACAAGAAGUUUCUGAAAUAUUUGCAAGAGUACGUGGAAUUGGAAAUGGACGAGGACGGGCGGGUUGUUCGGUAUUCGGAGAAGGAGCGAUUGGAGGAAAAUGAGGAUGAAGAGGAAGAACCGAAAAGAAAGAUACAGAAACUUGAAGACAAAUCCGACCCGAUUCUGAAUUUCAAUCCGGAUGACACAUCUCUGGAACUCACCUGUUGA